Anoplopoma fimbria (sablefish) is the source of this 1661-nucleotide messenger RNA. RefSeq lists its product as uncharacterized. Lineage: Eukaryota; Metazoa; Chordata; Actinopteri; Perciformes; Anoplopomatidae. Gene Ontology annotation, molecular function: electron transfer activity. The coding region runs from base 180 to 1649 and encodes 489 amino acids. The transcript has 11 exons. Gene Ontology annotation, biological process: intracellular signal transduction; cell redox homeostasis. The record is from RefSeq and is a predicted model, not a curated record.
CGCAGUGAUGAUGAGGACGACCUGCCAGUGCAGCUGGGUAAUUCACCUGCAAGACAAGCGUCAUAAACCAGCUCUUCAUUAACAGCUAUGUUUAAUCAACAGGACUGAGCGGAGCAGCUGUGGGGUUUGAUAUUGCAACGUUGCUGUUGAGCUGAGCAGAGGGAGUGCAUCGCUGAAAGAUGGAGGAGUUCAAGAGCAGUACUCUGGGCCGGGUAACGGUCUACUCUAUCCAGGGCUGCCCACACUGUGUGCAGGCUAAAGCCACCCUUGGACGUUUGGGAGUCCCGGUAUGUGAUGUGGAUGUUGGAAGGCAUCCAGAGCUAAGAGCCCGGGUGAAGGAGCUGACAGGACGCAGCUCAGUGCCUCAAAUCUUCUUCAACAAUAUUCAUGUCGGGGGCAACGACGACCUACAGAAACUGGCUCCUGAGGAGCUUCAAAGGUUGGUGAAUCUGGUCAUGAAAGAGCCUCUUCCAGCAGAUGCUCCACCACUACCAGAGGAGAAUCCACCAGAGGACAUGGCUGGGGAGAGAGAUGGAGAGUUUAUGUGUGAGAAAGAUGAGUUGGCAGACCUGGUAGGGGACCUCAAACAUGGCAGUGUGAUUGGCAAUCAUAGGAGGGGACUCACAAUGUACAAAAAGAGCUUCUCAUGUGAUCAACUGGUUGACUGGCUGCAGAAAGAGAAGGGCAUGGCCAGGGCCGAGGCCUGUAAUACUGGCCAGGCGUUGUUGCAGAAGAAGUACAUGGUCAUUGUCCGUGGCUGUGGGCAGCAGGAUUGCAGUUUUGGAGAAGGGAAAGACACACUGUACAGGCUGCUGGAGGACGACCCUCAUUCAGCCCUCAACGCAGGACAGACCGCAUCCUGCAUUCCCAUCCAGGCUGCUGAACUCUCUUUGCUUGUACGGGAGUUGAUUCUGAAAUUGUUCUCUGAUCAUCUCUCUGCUGAUGGCAAGUCUGUGGACUACAAGGGCAUGUCGGGGAACCCUGCCUUUGAGCGUUACUGUGAGCUAGCCAUUCAGCUACAGAGGGUGGAGCUGCUUUCGCUGAGUCGGGAGGAGAAGCUGGCCUUCUUCAUCAACAUCUACAAUGCCUUGGUCAUCCAUGGGUACCUACGCCUGGGGGCCCCAACCAACAUGUGGCAAAGAUACAGAUUCUUCAACUACGUGAGCUACCUGAUUGGAGGAGAAGUGUUCACAUUGCAGGACAUUGAGAAUGGAGUCCUGAGAGGGAACAGAAAAGGUGUCGCACAGCUUCUGAGGCCCUUCUCCAAAACGGACCCACGACUACAAGUGGCCCUUCCAGAUGCUGAGCCCCUCAUUCACUUUGCCUUGAACUGUGGAGCAAAGGGCUGCCCACCAAUUAAAACAUACACACCACAGGACAUUGACAGCCAGCUCCGCAUAGCAGCAGAGGCCUUCUUGGAGAACGACGACGCCUGUUUGGUGGAUUCUGGGAAAAGAGAAGUGCGACUCAGUCAGAUAUUCAAGUGGUACAAAGCUGACUUUGGAGGAACUGAUGAAAAGCUGCUGAACUGGGUGGUGGAACACAUGGGUGACUCUCCGAAGAAGACCAGCCUGCAGGGGGUCCUUUCUGCUGGGAAGACCAAAGUCAGCUUCCUCCCUUACGACUGGAGCAGCAACAGUUCCCACUGAGCAUGCACACAC